GCCGCCUCCUCUCUCCUCUCUCUCUCCCAGAUCCAACCUUCUCCCAGCCGCCAUGGCGCUCUCCGUGGAGAAGACCUCGUCGGGGCGGGAGUACAAGGUCAAGGACCUCUCGCAGGCCGACUUCGGCCGCCUGGAGCUCGACCUGGCGGAGGUCGAGAUGCCGGGCCUCAUGGCCUGCCGCGCCGAGUUCGGCCCCGCGCAGCCCUUCAAGGGCGCCCGCAUCUCCGGCUCGCUCCACAUGACCAUCCAGACCGCCGUCCUCAUCGAGACGCUCACCGCGCUCGGCGCCGAGGUGCGCUGGUGCUCCUGCAACAUCUUCUCCACGCAGGACCACGCCGCCGCCGCCAUCGCGCGCGACUCCGCCGCCGUCUUCGCCUGGAAGGGCGAGACGCUCGAGGAGUACUGGUGGUGCACCGAGCGCUGCCUCGACUGGGGCGCCGGCGGCGGCCCCGACCUCAUCGUCGACGACGGCGGCGACGCCACCCUGCUCAUCCACGAGGGGGUGAAAGCCGAGGAGGCGUUCGAGAAGUCCGGCACCGUCCCCGACCCCGAGUCCACCGACAACCCCGAGUUCAAGAUCGUCCUCACCAUCAUCCGCGACGGCCUCAAGACCGACGUCAGGAGGUACCGCAAGAUGAAGGAGAGGCUCGUCGGUGUGUCUGAGGAGACCACCACAGGUGUCAAGAGGCUCUACCAGAUGCAGGAGUCCGGCGCGCUCCUCUUCCCCGCCAUCAACGUCAACGACUCUGUCACCAAGAGCAAGUUUGACAACCUUUACGGUUGCCGUCACUCCCUCCCUGACGGUCUCAUGAGGGCCACUGAUGUCAUGAUCGCCGGCAAGGUUGCUGUGGUCUGCGGUUACGGUGACGUUGGCAAGGGCUGUGCUGCCGCGCUCAAGCAGGCUGGUGCCCGCGUCAUUGUUACAGAGAUCGACCCCAUCUGUGCCCUGCAGGCCCUGAUGGAGGGCAUCCAGAUCCUCACCCUGGAGGACGUCGUCUCGGAUGCUGACAUCUUCGUGACCACCACGGGCAACAAGGACAUCAUCAUGGUUGACCACAUGAGGAAGAUGAAGAACAACGCCAUCGUCUGCAACAUUGGCCACUUCGACAACGAGAUCGACAUGAAUGGCCUCGAGACCUACCCCGGCGUCAAGCGCAUCACCAUCAAGCCCCAGACCGACCGCUGGGUGUUCCCCGAGACCAAGACCGGCAUCAUUGUCCUUGCUGAGGGUCGCCUGAUGAACCUUGGGUGCGCCACUGGCCACCCCAGCUUCGUCAUGUCCUGCUCAUUCACUAACCAGGUCAUUGCUCAGCUUGAGUUGUGGAACGAGAGGAAGUCUGGCAAGUACGAGAAGAAGGUGUACGUUCUCCCCAAGCACCUCGAUGAGAAGGUCGCGGCCCUCCACCUGGGCAAGCUCGGCGCCAAGCUGACCAAGCUCACCAAGUCCCAGUCUGACUACAUCAGCAUCCCGGUCGAGGGUCCUUACAAGCCCGCUGCCUACAGGUACUAGAGAGGGUGUCCAGCAGGAAUGGCGACUGGCUUGCUUGAGCAGCUGCAGCAGCAACGUCUCUGCCGCAUCAAUUUAUCAACUACUGUAUCUUUUUUGCAUUAUGUUACAAGAUGUCGUUUAGGCGGAGGAUUUGUUAUGUUCUGAGUCUGGUGAGGGGGUGGAAAGGCAGGCGUUUGCUCUUGCUGAGGAAUAAUGGAAAUUUUUACUGGUUUAAGGGAAUGUGUUUGGUUGGUAA
Molecule: messenger RNA, 1745 nt
Organism: Lolium perenne
Lineage: Eukaryota; Viridiplantae; Streptophyta; Magnoliopsida; Poales; Poaceae
Product: adenosylhomocysteinase
Biological process (GO): L-methionine cycle
Cellular component (GO): cytosol
Molecular function (GO): adenosylhomocysteinase activity
Source: RefSeq, a predicted model, not a curated record